Messenger RNA from Meleagris gallopavo (turkey), 3257 nucleotides. Its product is annotated as transmembrane 4 L6 family member 1-like. The record is from RefSeq and is a predicted model, not a curated record. Lineage: Eukaryota; Metazoa; Chordata; Aves; Galliformes; Phasianidae. Gene Ontology annotation, cellular component: membrane.
CUUGGAGGUCUUUUCCAACCUUAAUGAUUCCGUGAAUCUAUGAUCCCUAUUCUGCAGGGAUACAGAAAUCUCUUUAGAUUCUACUAAAGUGAAAGUCAAGAGGGAAGGGUUUUGUUUUGGCUCAUGGAAAUUUUUACUCUCUCAAGAUAACAUGUUUAUCUUUAUUAUAUUUUUUUUCAUGAAAAUUCAAAAUUCCCAUUCCAGCUCAGGCAGUAUCCCACAGGAUAAAACAUUCAACUGAGGAAGAAGAAGGAGGGCAUGGCACAAAUCAUGACUAUGGCUUAUGCAAGCAAAAUGUGGAUGGCUUUAUCUAAAUCCCAAUGAUCUGACCACAGCCUGCUUUCUACAGAUACUCCUCCAGGCCCAUCCAUUGGAGCAGUCCCAGCUUGGGUCAGGGAGAGAGACUGACUGACCAGUGCAGCCUUCCUAGCACUUAAAUGGGAGGUGGAGGAUGGAAAUUCAAGUUCGAGACCAGCAAAAGGCAAAAUAAUUGGCCUCCUAUCUCCAUUGCUCCAGUAGCAAACUCUAAUAGUGGAGCAGGAGGAAAUAUUUCAAGAGCAGAAAUUAUAUUUUGUCAGAACAAAACCAAACAAUCUCCUGCUAAAAAUAAGCAGUAUAGCUUCAGAUAGCUUUAGCAGGCAGAAUUACUGCGUUAGAAGCUUGCCAGGCAACUGUAAUGCCACUCUUCUUCCUUAGUUACUUUCAGCAAGCACGGGCACCUCAACUGGUGUAAUUCACAGAGAUGAGCCAGAAGGUAGUUUGCAUUUGAGGAACGUGGUGCUUCAGCUCCUAGACUUCAACAGCCACCCAAGCAGAAGGACUGUGAGCCAAUCCAACUUAUGCUUUUCUCGCAGGUUGUUUUGCCAGCAUUCAUGAUGCUGGGAGCAGGCGGAGCAGGAUGUUGCGCUAACAGAUGUGGGAUGCUGCUGUCAGUGCUUCUGGCUCUGCUGGGGUUUGCAGGAGCAGUGUACUGCGCAGUCUUCUCCUCAAUGGGGUUGAUUGGGGGCCCUCUGUGUGACACGGGUGAUGGAGAAUACCUCUAUCCUUUCAGAAACAACACUCUAGAAUACAAUUAUUUGUUCAACCAGACAACAUGGAGCAUUUGCAAAGAACCUGAAAAUAUCAUCCUUUGGAAUAUUGUCCUUUUCUCUGUUCUCCUGGCCAUUGGUGUGAUUGAAGCAAUUCUUUGCUUAAUUCAAGUCACCAAUGGACUAAUUGGCUUUGUGUGUGGCACAUGUAUGAGGAGAAGAAAGACAAACAUUUCGGGAAUGUGAACCACCUGCAGGGGAUACCAAGACAUGCCUUGAGCUGCAAAGUCGUAUAUUACAAAAAUGAUGCAUUGUGCUGUAUUUAUGAGGGGGAACAAAGAAACCCGCAAAUGUUCAGCAGCUUCAGGGGGGGUAAAAUGGAUUUUUUAAAUGAAGAAAUCAAGGUUGAAAAUGGCUAGGUCAUUUACAUCUAAGACUCCAGAUUUUCAUCUGUCUAAAUACUCCUGCUGAAACUCAGGUAGAGUCAGAAACACAGAUCUGUCUGGUCCAGUCUGCCAUGUUUAUGUAUAAAGUAAAGUCCCCACACAGAAGCUCACCAUUUGCCCUCUUGUGUUCAUGGGAAACCAAAUCACUGACAAUGUGUGCAUUUAUCAACUGCACAAAGCAAGAUGUAAAUAGCUCUGCCUGGAUGAAAAUAGUUUCCUGCCUUCUCCAGACUUACCUUGAGCUCACGUGUGUUCCUCUUAACUUGCUACCCAGGAACCCAGUUUUACUUUAGGAUCCACAGAGAAUAUAUUGAGUUGCACCCACAGCACUGCAGAGUCAAAUGAAGCACACAGACUUCAGCUUCCUUCAGGCACCCUGGAUCCAAAUCCCUUUCUUUGCUAUCUUGCUGUCACCAAAGCCCAAUUCUUCAGGUGCUACUGCUACAUGCAGUAGCCCUGGAAGACCAUUUUGGUCAACGUAGACCAUAUAUUUUGGAGCAAGAGUUUAACUAAGUGCAAAGGAGAACCUCAGCAUCAAUUUUGCCCUCACAAGACUGUGUAGAAAUCUCACUAAAUUCUGCACAGCUUUGUAGGGCUGUUGUAGAAUAGAUCACAUGCAUGAGCAAUUAACUGGUAAAGAAAAACAUUAAAUGAAUAAGGCGAGUAAUUACACACAGCACAACAGUAACAAAUCAGAGAUAUAAUCUGAAAGGCAGCAAAUUGCGUAAGUCUUACUGUUAUAGCAACAGUAAUCCCAAGGAGGAUCUGUGUAAUUCUCCACCAUCAUUCGCAGUCAAGCCUUUCAUGCCAAAGCCCAUGACUGGCAAGUUUCAGAAUCCCCAUCGCGUCACUGUCUUCCUCAAAGGCUAUUCUUGGGCAUGCCCCUGACUUCACCGAGUCAGGCAAACUGUAAGAAAAUUGUUAUCCAUCCUGAAUGCCUGUAGAGAGUUAUGAAAACCUAAAUAUAUCUAAAACUGUUGGAAUCCAUUUUCCAAAAAGUGGCACUUACGUUUUCUCAUUCAAGUGUUCAUAUUUCUGUAUUGUAGCAUGAGAGAAAGCCUUCUGUGCACAGCCAGACCUUCUACAUACAUACACGGCCAUAUGUGCCAUCCUCUAAUGCAGCACACGAACCCUUUGCAAAAACUGGUGAAAGAAAUGUCAGUAGUAAGAGGAGCACCUGGACACUUCCUUGAAACAUAACUUCACCCCUGGAAGCAAGCAGCUUGAUCUAUGAAGUUUAAAAUACCUGUUGUAAAGAGAGUGUAAGACUCGUUGAGGUUUGCCAGUGUGAUUUAGGUGCAUCCAAACUUGCCAGGUGACCUCAAAUCUGAUGUGCAUUGUAAGCAGCAAAGCUUGGGCAAUACCACCAUAAAAAACAAAACAAAACAAAACAAAAAAAACAGACACCAAUUGAUUCAACUGCGAAGGAAGUCAAGGAGGCAGUCAGACGGAUGCUCAGUAUGUAGUCAGAUUGAGAGACAGGAGUGAUGAGAUCUUCACAGCCCUUAAACAUCAGUCCUGCCCUCAUCCUUGAAGUUUUUUCACCCUGUUUCUUAUCUCAACAAGAGAUUCAGUUUGUGCUGCAGCAGGACCAGUACAAGGAAAGAUACCCAUCUGUAUCUAGCAUCCCACGGAAAGGUAAAUGUACUGCUGCCAUCUGUUUGUUCCCAGCUGUCCUGCCCUAGGGAUGCUUAGUGUUGUGACUGUAUAUUAAUGGGGACACCUCUGUAAUCACUGGUUUCACUGACAUAUGUAAAUAUUAAAUAUUGCUAUUCUGAAAUUG